AUGAAGUGGGGCGAGCACAUCGGCGACCACGACUUCCUGCGCAACGCCGACGGCCGGCCGAGCCAGCUCCAGCGCGACCACGGCAAGCUCGUCAUCACGCUGGCGACGACGGGCAACAUCAACACGCGCGAGAACAACCCGGACCUGCCCUGCUCGCCCCGGGAGAUGGCCGACGACAUGCACGAGUGCAUCAAGCUCGGCGUGUCCGUGCUGCACAUCCACAGCCGCAACGAGCUGCUGAAGCCGACGAUGCGCGUCGACAAGUUCCGCGAGACCUGCCGCCUCGUCAAGGAGCGCGACCCCGACGUGAUCCUCCAGAUCUCCACCGGCGGCCGCGCGCCGCUGGACGGCGUCGACGUCGGCACGUGGCGCAUGGAUCCGCUGAACCUGUUGCCGGAGAUGGGGUCCUACACGCCCGGCUCCGUCAACCUCGGCCCCAUCGUCUACCAGAACGACGCCAAGCUCACGCGGGACAUGGCCAUCAAGUACCAGGAGCUCGGCAUCAAGCCGCAAAUCGAAGUCUUCGACACGAACAUGAUCUCGAACGCGCAGAACUUGGUCAAGCAGGGCCUGCUGACGCCGCCGCUCGAGUACGGCUUCGUCAUGGGCGCGCCCAACGCCCAGGAGUGCUCGCCGCGCCAGCUCGGCCACCUCCAGUCCAUGCUCAUGCCCGGCGACACGUGGACGGCCAUCGGCGUCGGGAAAUUCGAGAUGCCGCUCGCCUACAUGGCCAUCGCCGCGGGCGGCCACGUGCGCGUGGGCCUCGAGGACAACAACAAGCUGCCCGACGGCCGCGUCGCGACGAACUACGAGCUCGUGAAGCACGUCGUCGACAUGGCGAAGAUGAUGGGCCGGGAGAUCGCGACGCCGGCCGAGGCGCGCGAGAUCCUCAGCAUGGACCCGGCCAAAAUCGACCGCAUCGUGCCCCAGCUCGACCCGGCCAUGGACCUGCGGGACCUCGUGACGGACUACCACCCCUACAAAGACCUCGAGCCCAUCGGCGGCUGGUCGCUCGAGAUGCGGCCCACGGCGAGCCACCCGGAGCACCCGGACUACGCGCCCAAGGAGGUCGCCGUGGCGCGCUAG
Molecule: messenger RNA, 1086 nt
Organism: Aureococcus anophagefferens
Lineage: Eukaryota; Pelagophyceae; Pelagomonadales; Pelagomonadaceae
Exons: 1
Coding region: 1-1086 (361 amino acids)
Molecular function (GO): 3-keto-5-aminohexanoate cleavage activity
Source: RefSeq, a predicted model, not a curated record